AUGAGAUUUAUACUGCCCCUUCUUAGCGGCGCUGCUCUCGUUGCCAGUAGCAAGACGCCUUCCUCAGUGGCCCAACAUCGCACUCGUCAACAAGCUCUGCCUGAUGUUGCCGACUUUGUUUUCCAAAACGGCUCCAUCUACACCCUAGAUUCCUCUUCAACUGAGGCCAGCGCUCUGGCCAUCAAGAAUGGCACGAUCAUAUAUGUUGGCGAUGACCUUCAGGCCCGGCAUUUGAUUGGGAAUGACACCAAAGUUCUUGACCUAGAAGGCCGCAUGGCAAUGCCUGGAUUCGUCGAUGUGCACAUGCAUGUGCUGCAGGCGGGACAGAAUCUACUAAAAUGUGACUUCAACUACCAACGUCUCAGCCGCCAGCAGGUCUUAGACCAUCUACAGGAAUGCAUAGACACCGACGGUACCGCUCAAGACACUUGGCUUGACGCUGUCAAUCUCAACUACGUUGCCAUGGCUCUCAGCGGAGAAAGCCUUACCAAAGCGGAUCUUGACACCCUCAACACGACCCGGCCAAUGUCUCUCCGGUCGAAUGACUACCACACUUUCGUCCUCAACUCUCAGCCAUCUGGUGUUCUUCUCGAUGGCGCAAACAUCCUCAUUGCUGGCCCUCCAGCUUUCACUGACGAGAAGAACGCCGAAGCCGGGCGUGCCGCGCUCCAAAUUCUUCGGCAGAACGGUAUCACCACCUGGCAAGACGCCUUAGCUACCAACGAGCAUUGGGGUCCUUGGAACAUUCUCAAAGAGAGUUCAGAGCUCAGCUCGCGCGGGUACUUUGAUUACCGCAUUCAGCCGCCGUCGACAUUGGAGGCUGUCGAUGCCGUCGUUGCAGAAAACGUCGCCCUGCUCGCGUCUCGAAAUGACAACUCCACUGUGGCUGCCCAGCCAACCCUCAAAUGGCAAGCGAUCAAGGCCUUGUUGGAUGGCAUAAUGCCCUUCUCCGCUCGCACAGCAGCCAACACGGAUCCGUUCUGGCUUCCUGUACGCAACGGCACGAACGAAACCCAAGAAUGGGCGCCUGAUCCCAGUGCCAUCGCCCCUUUGUACUGGGAUCCUGAGAUCUUGGCCAAGACUCUGGAAGGGUUGUGGCUGGGCGGUGUCGACGCACAGCUACAUGUCGAUGGCGAUCGAGCCGUUCACGUCAGCUUGGACGCUGCAGAUGCCUUCCGGCGUAAUCACCCUGAUGCUGCCCCCAUCCGUCUCGCUCUCGCCCACGCCAGUCUUACACUUGAGGAAGACUGGCCUCGGUUCGCGGAGCUCGGCGUUGAUGUGGUGUUCCAAUACCAGUUCUCUCAACUAGCUCCGAUGUGGAUCCCGGACACAUUCAACAGCAUUGGCGAAUAUCGCAUGGGCAACCUCGAUGCCUAUGCACAGAUCGAAGAAGCUGGACGCCCCACAGUGCACGGUAGCGACUGGCCUGUCGAUCCCCUUGAUGUGUGGUUGGCACUCAAGGCCGGAGUUACGCGCCGGGGUGACCCAUCCAACCCCAACUCUGCCGCAUCAUUCAGCGAGCUUUAUGACGGACCGUUCCCUGGCAGAGGUAUCUCCCGCGAGUCCGUCCUGAAGGGAGCCACCAUCAACGGAGCCAAAUUCUUGCGGGCCGAUGAGCAAAUUGGCUCUCUCGAGGUUGGCAAACUUGCGGAUAUCAUCGUCACCGAGAAGAACUUCUUUGAAGUGCCCGAUGAGGAGCUCGGGCGUAACAAGGUGCUGCUUACAAUGCUCGGGGGUGAGGUUGUGUACCUCGAGGACGGUGCGCAGUCUACAUUUGGGAGAGAUGUCACGCCCAAGUUCCCCAAUGACAACGCCGUUGCUGCGAAGAUGGCCCGCAGAGUGAUUGGCGGGCUCCACGGUGAGCACCUCGACACCCAGGGACGGGCCGAGGUUGUCAAAAUGAGGAAGCGCCAGGGUUGUGGCCAUGAACACGCACACUAG
Messenger RNA from Colletotrichum aenigma, 1941 nucleotides. RefSeq names its product putative amidohydrolase YtcJ (gene ytcJ-0). The transcript has 3 exons. The record is from RefSeq and is a predicted model, not a curated record. Bases 1 to 1941 code for a protein of 646 amino acids. Lineage: Eukaryota; Fungi; Ascomycota; Sordariomycetes; Glomerellales; Glomerellaceae. Gene Ontology annotation, molecular function: hydrolase activity, acting on carbon-nitrogen (but not peptide) bonds.